GCCACAUUAGUUUGUCUGAAGUUCAGCUUCGCCUCUGUGGACUUUGGGCUCCUUAUCGAGGUUGAAGGUUCAGCUUUAUUGUCUUUAUACAACACAGGAUGGCACAAUACAAUACAGCUGUAGCUCCUCCACACUGCACACACAGAACAGGUCUGAACAAAUAUUCACAAUAUUUUAAAUCUGCACUUCACUGCAGCUUCAUGACGCCAUCUAGUGGCCUGAUAGUAGAAGUCCAGCAGCUGAUGGCAGCUUCCUCUGCCUCACUGCUGUCUGACUGCAUUCAGCUGACACUGAUAUGAAACAGAAAGUAACAGCCAAUCACUGGAGGAGCAGCUGAUCUUCUUACAGGAGAAAUGAUGGAAAGGAGGAUUUCAGUUGAUGUGCAGAUGAAGGAUUUGUGUUUCCUCUCCAGAUCAAAGUGUGUGUGAGCUGAUGUGGAUGUGAGUUCAGCAGCAUGAAUCAGUGUGAGGACAGAGAGGAGGGAGCCCCUCCCUCUAAAACCAGUCUGUGUGGGGAACAUGGCAGCCAGACCAGAGCUCAGAGGCCAGAGCAGCAGAGACCAGACUCUGCUGGACCUGGACCUGGACCUGGACCUGAGCCCAGCUGUGUGUCCUUCAAGAGUGACUACUCAAUGGGUCGCCUCAUUGAUUUUAAACGAGGACAUGUCUCUGACAGACAAGUCGACCAGGAGAGCUCAGAGGUUCCCAGUGGUCAGUCUGCCCAGCAGCAUCAAACACACCUGGACUCCAUAUUUAUGCUGCUGGAGGAGAACAUUGUCACUUUUGUGAAGAACGAGCUGAAGAAGAUGCAGAAGGUUCUGAGUUCAGAUUACCCAGAAUGCUUAGAGAGUCAGAGGGAGGAUGAGGAGGUGUUGGACGGUGAGGAGGAAGAGCAGAGGAGGAGCAGCAGAGAGGCAUUUCUGAAGAUCACACUGCACUUCCAGCUUAACCUCAAAUCUAACCUAAAGGAGAAGUUCCAGUGUGUGUUUGAGGGGAUCGCUAAAGCAGGAAACCCAACCCUUCUGAACCAGAUCUACACAGAGCUCUACAUCACAGAGGGAGGGACUGCAGAGGUCAACGAUGAACAUGAGGUCAGACAGAUUGAAACAGCAUCCAGGAAACCAGACAGACCAAAAACAACAAUCAGACAAGAAGACAUCUUUAAACCCUCACCUGGAAGUGAGGAACCAAUCAGAACAGUGAUGACAAAGGGAGUGGCUGGCAUUGGGAAAACAGUCUUAACACAGAAGUUCACUCUGGACUGGGCUGAAGACAAAGCCAACCAGGACAUACACUUCAUAUUUCCAUUCACUUUCAGAGAGCUGAAUGUGCUGAAACAGAAAAAGUACAGCUUGGUGGAACUUGUUCAUCACUUCUUUACUGAAACCAAAGAAGCAGGAAUCUGCAGGUUUGAAGAGUUCCAGGUUGUGUUCAUCUUCGACGGCCUGGAUGAGUGUCGACUUCCUCUGGACUUCCACAACAAUGAGAUACUGACUGAUGUUACAGAGUCCACCUCAGUGGACGUGCUGCUGACAAACCUCAUCAGGGGGAAACUGCUUCCCUCUGCUCGCCUCUGGAUAACCACACGACCUGCAGCAGCCAAUCAGAUCCCUCCUGUGUGUGUUGACAUGGCGACAGAGGUCAGAGGAUUUAAUGACGAACACAAGGAGGAGUACUUCAGGAAGAGAUUCACAGAUGAGAAGCAGGCCAGCAGAAUCAUCUCCCACAUCAAGACAUCACGAAGCCUCCACAUCAUGUGCCACAUCCCAGUCUUCUGCUGGAUCACUGCUACAGUUCUGGAGGACGUGUUGAAGACCAGAGAGGGAGGAGAGCUGCCCAGGACCCUGACUGAGAUGUACAUCCACUUCCUGGUGGUUCAGUCCAAACUGAAGAACAUCAAGUAUGAUGGAGGAGCUGAGACAGAUCCACACUGGAAUCCAGAGAGCAGGAAGAUGAUUGAGUCUCUGGGAAAACUGGCUUUUGAGCAGCUGCAGAAAGGCAACCUGAUCUUCUAUGAAUCAGACCUGACAGAGUGUGGCAUCGAUAUCAGAGCAGCCUCAGUGUACUCAGGAGUGUUCACACAGAUCUUUAGAGAGGAGAGAGGACUGUACCAGGACAAGGUGUUCUGCUUCGUCCAUCUGAGCGUUCAGGAGUUUCUGGCUGCUCUUCAUGUCAAUCUGAUGUUCAUCAACUCUGGUGUCAAUCUGCUGUCAGAAGAGCAAACAACUCCCCAGAAGUCUGAAACAAGAAAAGAUGAAUCUGCAGAGACACAGUUCUACCAGAGUGCUGUGGACCAGGCCUUACAGAGUCCAAAUGGACACCUGGAUUUGUUCCUCCGAUUCCUCCUGGGACUUUCACUGCAGACCAAUCAGACUCUCCUACGAGGCCUGCUGACACAGACAGGAAGUGGUUCACAGACCGAUCAGGAAACAGUCCAGUACAUCAAGAAGAAGAUUGAGGAGAACCCCCCUCCAGAAAGAAGCAUCAAUCUGUUCCACUGUCUCAAUGAGCUAAAGGACCGUUCUUUAGUGGAAGAGAUCCAACAGUACUUAAGAUCUGGUAGCCUCUCCACAGACAAACUGUCUCCUGCUCAGUGGUCAGCUCUGGUCUUCAUCUUACUGUCAUCAGAAAAAGAUCUGGACGUGUUUGACCUGAAGAAAUACUCAGCUUCAGAGGAGGCUCUCCUGAGGCUGCUGCCAGUGGUCAAAGCCUCCAAAAAAGCUCUACUGAGUGGCUGUAACCUCUCAAAGAGAAGCUGUGAAGCUCUGUCCUCGGUUCUCAGCUCCCAGUCCUCUAGUCUGAGAGAGCUGGACCUGAGUAACAACGACCUGCAGGAUUCAGGAGUGAAGCUGCUGACGGCUGGACUGAAGAGUCCACAUUGUAAACUGGAAACUCUCAGGGUGGAGCCCGGUGGAGUCCGAUGGCUGAGACCAGGUCUGAGGAAGUAUUCCUGUGAACUCACACUCGACACAAACACAGCGAACAGAUGCAUCAAACUGUCUGACGACAACAGGAAGGCGAUAUUACAUUUGGGUGUAUUAACAAUAGUUCUGAAUUCUAUUCAGCCUGGCCAUCCAGACAGGUUUGACCUGCCUCAGCUGCUGUGUAGAAAUGGUCUGACUGGUCGCUGUUACUGGGAGGUCGAGUGGAGAGGAGAGGUUUAUAUAUCAGUGAGUUACAGAGGAAUCAGCAGGAGAGGAGACAGAGAAGACUGUUUGUUUGGAGGGAAUGAUCAGUCCUGGAGUCUGAACUGCUCUGAUGAUAGUCGUUACUCUGUCUGUCACAAUAAGAGAGAAACAUCCAUCUCCUCCUCCUCCUCCUCCUCCUCCUCUGUCUCUAACAGAGUAGCAGUGUAUGUGGACUGUCCUGCUGGCACUCUGUCCUUCUACAGAGUCUCCUCUGACACACUGAUCCACCUCCACACCUUCAACACCACAUUCACUGAACCUCUUUAUCCUGGCUUUGGGUUCUGGUCCUGGUCCAGGUCUGGUUCCUCAGUGUCUCUGUGUUCUCUGUAGGAGGGAGAGUCUCCUCCUGUUAGAGAAACACAUCAGUUGAGUCUGUACAGGAUCACAGCUACAGAAAUCUUUCAGGUUAUUGUCAUAAAUUCAUCAAUGAACUCAAAGGGAUUUUCAAAGCUUCUCCAUCUAACAGCUGUAAAUAAAGCCCAACAUUUUCAUGCUCACGGUUGUUUUCUUGGAUUAACGACAUUUAAAAAGGAAGAAGUCACAUUUGGCAUCAUCAUGAAAACUGAGCUGAUCCUAAAGACUGUUGUUAUAUUUGGUCAAUUAUUUUCACUUUCCUUUCAUUCCUGAAGCUCAUGAAGAAGAAAAGAUUGUUAAAUAUGACCAUUAAUCUUCUCUCUGGAAACGUCUAGUAUUUAUUUCUGUAAUUUGGUUUCACAGGGGAGAUUUGUUCCUACAGUGACUCAGCUUCCAGCUCAGGACCAACGUUUUCAUCCAGAGAACAAUAAAGUUUAAGUUCUAGUGCGUCUGCAGAAAUCACUGAACUGUCAGUGAAGUUUGGAACAGCAACAUAAACUCUUUCAAAGACAGAAACCUCUACUUUUAAAGAUUCAAAGGUUUCAGAUGUUAUAUGGAGUUAAACCUUCAGUUUGGUAUUAACCUUCUAACAGUACUACUUUAUUUAGAUUCUGUCUCCUCCCUGGCAUUAUGUUCAUACAGUUUGCUUUAAAAUGGAAAUGAAUGGGAGCUGUCUGCGCCUCCUGCUAAAUGUUUGUUACUUAAUAAAGCUCGACAAGAAAUCCAAAAAUAAAAUACAUUAUUCU
Molecule: messenger RNA, 4287 nt
Organism: Siniperca chuatsi (mandarin fish)
Lineage: Eukaryota; Metazoa; Chordata; Actinopteri; Centrarchiformes; Sinipercidae
Product: NACHT, LRR and PYD domains-containing protein 3-like
Exons: 7
Coding region: 455-3517 (1020 amino acids)
Molecular function (GO): protein binding
Source: RefSeq, a predicted model, not a curated record